Molecule: messenger RNA, 567 nt
Organism: Lepidothrix coronata (blue-crowned manakin)
Lineage: Eukaryota; Metazoa; Chordata; Aves; Passeriformes; Pipridae
Gene: AQP8
Product: aquaporin 8
Exons: 5
Coding region: 1-567 (188 amino acids)
Biological process (GO): transmembrane transport; water transport
Cellular component (GO): plasma membrane
Molecular function (GO): water channel activity
Source: RefSeq, a predicted model, not a curated record
AUGCCAUGGCCCUUCUGGCAGGUGCUGCCUCUUGGCAGGGCAGGCGGCGGAGGCCACUUCAACCCCGCUGUGUCCCUGGGCGUAUGGCUGGUGGGGGGGCUGAACAUGACGAUGCUCAUCCCUUACUGGCUCUCCCAGCUCUGUGGAGGGGUGAUAGGAGCCGGCCUGGUAAAGGCCGUGGCACCGAGCGAGCGCUACGGGAACGCCAGUGGGGGAGCCUUCGGGGGCAUCACGGCCGACGAGCAGGUCCCGGCUGUCCUUGUGGGAGAGCUCGUCAUGACCACCUUCCUGGUCCUGGUGGUCUGCCUGGGCACCGUCAACGGGAAGACCAAGACCCCCCUGGCACCGUUCUGCAUCGGCUUCACCGUCACGGUCGACAUCCUGGCAGGGGGCGGCGUGUCCGGAGCCUGCAUGAACCCUGCCCGAGCCUUCGGACCAGCUCUGGUGGCAAACUACUGGGACUAUCACUGGGUUUACUGGGUAGGGCCCAUGGUCGCUGCCCUCCUGGUCGCUGUGCUGGUGAGGCUCCUGAUGGGUGACCAGAGCACGCGCCUGCUCCUGUGGUGA